AUGUGUGUCGUUCUGCUCGUCUUUUCCAGCAUCUGUACAGGUGCUUCAGUUACAGUCAUAGGACACAGAGGAGAGAGAGCAGACAUCAGAUGCACAUAUGAAUCUGGAUAUGAAUCAAAUCCAAAGUAUUUGUGUAAAGGCGAGUGUAAAUUUGGAAGCAGAAACAUCAUUGUUAAAUCAGGAUCUCCAGCUAAAGACCAGAGAUUCUCUCUGAGUGACGACACGACGGCCAGAGUUUUCACCGUCACCAUCACUAAUCUGAGAACACAGGAUGAAGGACAAUACUGGUGUGGAGUGGACAGGACUUUAACUGAUGACUAUUCAGAGAUUUUGUUGCUGGUUAAACAGGAUAAUAAGACCACUGCGAUUUCAACCACCAGCCCUUUUACAGCAACACCGUCAUAUUUCAGCACAGCAGAAACAAAUCCACAAUCCAGCAGCAUCACAGAAAUCACAGAAAGAAAAGAAACAAUCACAGAUCAGCACAACUCCUCAGCAGGUGAUGUCUUGCACACAGGCUCUGUCAUCUACAUCUCUGUUGGGUUAGUCAUUGUGCUGGUCAUCUUCCUCAUGGCGCUGACAGUGUUGUGUAGGAAGAGAAGCAAGAAAUCACCAAGAGUUACUCAAUCUGAACUUCCACAACAAGUCUCCGUUGUGCUUCUUCCUUUGAAUGAAAACACUGCAGAGGACAUUGACUUUAACGACCACAAAUAUGAGGAAAUAAUCAAGCUGCAGCACAAGAACAAAGACAUCACAACUGUCUACACGACAGCAGAUAGACUAGAUGAUCCAAUGAUCUACUCUACAGCAGAUAAACCAGAAGAUUCAAUGAUCUACUCGACAGCAGAUAAACCAGACGAUUCAAUGAUCUACUCAACAGCAGAUAAACCAGAUGAUCCAAUGAUCUACUCAACAGUAGAUUGACCAGAUGAUCCAACCGCAUGAUGAUUUUACUGACUGCGUCUCAGAGCAGCUUCAUGGAAUGGAAGCUGAUC
This is a messenger RNA of Sinocyclocheilus rhinocerous, 995 nucleotides long. Its product is annotated as CMRF35-like molecule 3. The record is from RefSeq and is a predicted model, not a curated record. Gene Ontology annotation, cellular component: plasma membrane. The transcript is spliced from 7 exons. Bases 1 to 924 code for a protein of 307 amino acids. NCBI's taxonomy places the organism in Eukaryota, Metazoa, Chordata, Actinopteri, Cypriniformes, Cyprinidae. Gene Ontology annotation, molecular function: transmembrane signaling receptor activity.